Castor canadensis (American beaver) is the source of this 976-nucleotide messenger RNA. RefSeq names its product transmembrane protein 14C. The record is from RefSeq and is a predicted model, not a curated record. Gene Ontology annotation, biological process: regulation of heme biosynthetic process. NCBI's taxonomy places the organism in Eukaryota, Metazoa, Chordata, Mammalia, Rodentia, Castoridae. Gene Ontology annotation, cellular component: mitochondrial membrane.
CCCGGAUGCAGCGUGCGCGCCGCGACGUUCUAGACCUUGAUCAAGACCUCGGUUCUUGUCCCUGUGGUCUGCGCGCCCUCGACCGCCGGCUGAGACCUUCGCGAGAGAGGUAUAGGCCUGGUGUAGUCUCUUGUCUGGACCGAGUGAGAGAACAAUGCAGAAGGACACGGGCUCACUAGUGCCUUUCCAUUAUUUUGGCUUUGGCUAUGCAGCACUGGUUGCUACUGGUGGGAUCAUUGGCUAUGCAAAAGCAGGUAGUGUGCCAUCCUUGGCUGCUGGGCUCUUCUUUGGGGGCUUAGCAGGCCUGGGUGCUUACCAGCUGUCUCAGGAUCCCAGGAACGUGUGGGUUUUCCUAGCUGCUUCUGGGACCUUGGCUGGCAUUAUGGGGAUGCGAUUCUACAACUCUGGGAAGUUCAUGCCUGCGGGUUUAAUUGCAGGCGCCAGUUUGCUGAUGAUUGUCAAACUUGGAGUUAAUAUUUUGAAUAGACCUCAUCCGUAGUAGUCCCUUAUCUGCUUGGACUCAUGAAGAAUUAAAAAUCUACAAACUUCCACUAUUUUCAGUGUAUUAAGAGAAAGAAGUGCAGCACAUUUACUUAUUCUGACAUUUUACUUUAGAAGAAAAGUAAGGGCUGGGGGCAUGGCUCGAGUGGUAGAGCAUCUGCCUACAAGUUUGAGGCCCUGACUUUAAACUCCAGGACCACCAAAAAACAAACAAAAGAAGACUGAGCUUCAUGGCUAGUAUCAAACGUGAGCCCUAAUGACCCCUGAUGUGGUUUGAUUCUUGUAUGACAUGGUCUCCUCUCUCUGUACCCCUAGAUAAAAUCACCAGGGGUAAAAUGUGAGGUGUCAGCUAUGGGGGCCCUGAAGCCCAUGCCCUGCUGAGAACAACUGAAACAAAUCUCUUGGUGAGAUUUAGGAUGUGUGUUCUUUUGUUCAUCUUAGAGCACAGACCUACUUUGGAAUUCUCAAUGAAAUA